Molecule: messenger RNA, 2468 nt
Organism: Rhopalosiphum padi (bird cherry-oat aphid)
Lineage: Eukaryota; Metazoa; Arthropoda; Insecta; Hemiptera; Aphididae
Gene: Galphai
Product: guanine nucleotide-binding protein G(i) subunit alpha
Exons: 6
Coding region: 295-1359 (354 amino acids)
Biological process (GO): adenylate cyclase-modulating G protein-coupled receptor signaling pathway
Cellular component (GO): heterotrimeric G-protein complex
Molecular function (GO): G-protein beta/gamma-subunit complex binding; G protein-coupled receptor binding; GTP binding
Source: RefSeq, a predicted model, not a curated record
CGACUGUUACAAACCGUAAUCAGUAAUCACGGAGUAUCGUUUUCGUUGAAUUGUAUAUUUUGUUUUUUUUCACACGCCGUCCUCGUCUCCUCGUUUGUUCUCGUUUUGUUUUUGGUUGUUUGCCAUUUUCACGAUUUGGCGGUCGGCAUUUUCUUAACUUCAAAAGUUCAAACCAUUUAACAUAAGGUGCAUCCGUUAUCGUGCGUACCGCGUUCGUCCGACGCACGUUUUAUCUGGUUUGAUUGAGUACGGUUUUUUGAAAUUGUUUUUUGCGACAUUCAUUUUUCGUUUACGAUGGGGUGCACGAUAAGUUCGGGUGAAAAAGAGGCGGUGGAGCGAUCGAAAAAGAUCGACAAGACGCUCCGUGCCGACGGCGAAAAAGCGGCAAGAGAAGUAAAGCUGUUAUUGUUAGGUGCUGGUGAAUCUGGGAAAAGUACUAUUGUAAAACAAAUGAAAAUCAUUCAUGAGACAGGCUAUUCUAAAGAAGAAUGUGAACAAUAUAGACCUGUGGUAUUUAGUAAUACAAUUCAGAGUUUAAUGGCAAUCAUACGAGCAAUGGGAAUUUUAAGAAUUGAUUUUUCAGAUCCUAGCAGAACGGAAAAUGCCCGUCAAUUUUUUUCUUUAGCUAGUGCAACUGAAGAAGGUGAAUUGACUCCAGAUCUAGUUAAACUUAUGAAAAGAUUAUGGGCAGAUUCUGGUGUACAAGAAUGCUUUUUGCGUUCAAGAGAAUAUCAACUCAACGAUUCUGCUGCUUAUUAUUUAAAUGCAUUGGAUAGAAUAUCUUUACCUAAUUAUGUACCUACACAACAGGAUGUGUUACGAACAAGAGUAAAGACAACUGGCAUCAUUGAAACAAAUUUUUCAUUUAAGGGAUUGAAUUUCAAAAUGUUUGAUGUUGGUGGACAAAGAUCAGAGAGAAAAAAGUGGAUUCAUUGUUUUGAAGGUGUUACUGCUAUUAUAUUUUGUGUAGCUUUAUCAGGUUAUGAUUUAGUACUAGCAGAAGAUGAAGAAAUGAAUAGAAUGAUUGAGUCCAUGAAAUUAUUUGAUUCAAUUUGUAAUAGUAAAUGGUUUGUUGAUACAUCGAUCAUUUUAUUUUUGAACAAAAAAGAUUUAUUUGAAGAAAAAAUUCGAAGAAGCCCACUAAAUUCUUGUUUCCCAGAAUACAUGGGUUCUAAUAAUUAUGAAGAAGCAGCUGCUUAUAUACAAAUGAAAUUUGAAAGUUUAAAUAAAAGAAAAGACCAAAAAGAAAUAUACACUCAUUUCACUUGCGCUACUGACACAAAUAACAUACAAUUUGUUUUUGAUGCUGUAACUGAUGUGAUCAUCAAAAAUAAUCUCAAAGAUUGUGGUCUUUUUUAGAAUCUGCAGCCAGUCGCCAAAAUUAUUAUGACUAUUAAUUAUUUAACUGAUUAUUAUUAUCCUUUUUUUCAUAUGACUGAUAAAAUGAUAAAGAUCUUAGCAGUUCUCAUUUGUUGUGCCAAAUAAUUAUAAAACUUAAGUAAUCAAUUACUGAACAAAUAUAUUUUGAAUAUUUAAUUCUUAAAUUAAUAAUACGUAUUUUUGUGAGACUAAACAACUAAUUUUUUUUUUUACAUUCUGUUUUAUAAUACAUUAUUUUCAUAUGUAAAUUACUUUAAUAUUAUUUUAUUAUUAAUUCUUUUUUAUUUAGCAUGCGAUUAAACUUUAUUUGUAAACUAUUGCAUGUUUUUUUUUUUUUUUUUUGUUAAUUAUAGUAAUUUCCAAAGUACUUGCCUAUGAUUAUAUUUUUGUAUUUUGAAGAUUCUUGAAAUUGUUAAUUUUUGUUUUAGCGUGACGGCAAAGUUUGUAUGUUAUAUUCAUUAAUACAAUUUACAAGGAUAUACAUAUUUUAAUACAUAACAAUAUCAUCUGUAAAAUUUGUGAUUUUUUUUAAUAUGUCAAUUAUUUCUCAAUGACUGAAUUAGUGAUAACUUGAUAAAUCUUUACAUAUUUUUGACUGCUCAAAAAAAGAACAAUUUUGUACUUAAUAAUGAUUUUCUGUGUUACUUUGUAAAAGUAUACAUUAAAAAAGUGUAACUUUAAAUAUGGCAGUAUUUUAUUUUUAUUAUUAUUUUUAGUAAUUAGUUUUAAUUAUCAUUUAUAUUAAUUUAUUUUUAAUAGAAUAAAACAAAUUAGUUUUUGUGUAUACUUAUUUUUGUAUUCACAUAAUAUUUAUUUAAUUAUCAAAAACAUUGGUUGUAUUGCUUUUAAAUUUCCAGGGUUUUAUAUUGUGAUUAAAUGAAACAUCAAAGAAUUCUUUAUAUUUAACAUUUUAAAAUAUUGAUAAUAAAUAUAUUUUUUGGAAACUUCUUAUUUUGAGUAAUGUAUCAUAAUAAUUCUUAAGACAUUUUGUAUUUAAUAUUUAGUUACCAAUAUUAUUGUUUGGAUUUGUCGUUAUUUAUGUAUACAUUGAUUUUUCUAACAAUAUAUUUUUAAUGCAGCUACCUAAA